Molecule: messenger RNA, 768 nt
Organism: Fundulus heteroclitus (mummichog)
Lineage: Eukaryota; Metazoa; Chordata; Actinopteri; Cyprinodontiformes; Fundulidae
Product: transforming protein RhoA-like
Exons: 4
Coding region: 130-702 (190 amino acids)
Biological process (GO): small GTPase-mediated signal transduction
Molecular function (GO): GTPase activity; GTP binding
Source: RefSeq, a predicted model, not a curated record
UUUUCCAGACUUUCUAGUUUUCUAGAACAGCAAAGACACACAUCCAAUUGACUCACUUUGUUGAGAUCUUCUACAUCUAUAGGGUUACGUUUUCCUCCUCUGUAUUUUAGUUUUGGCUGUUUUCCAGAUAUGGAUCCUUUCAGGAAGAAGUUGGUGAUUGUUGGGGACAGCUCUUGUGGGAUGACCAGUCUGCUCACUUUUUUCAAAAAAGACGUAGAUUACGUGCCUACUGUGAUUCCGAUCUCUGUGGUGGAUUUUGAAGUAGAUGGGAAACAGGUGCCCCUGGCCCUUUGGGACACAUCUGGUCAGCAAGACUAUCCCCAACUGAGGCCUCUUUCCUAUCAAGACACUGAUGUAAUCCUCAUGUGUUUCUCUGUGGAUAGCCCGGACAGUUUUGAAAAUAUUUUAGAAACGUGGAGUCCUGAAGUAAAACACUUCUGUCCUAAUGUUCCAAUAAUCCUGGUGGGGCUCAACAAGGACCUUCGCAAUGAUGACCAAACCAGAAAAAAGCUUGCUAAAAUGAAACAGGAACCAGUUAAAUUUGAAGAGGGGAAAGAGAUGGCUCAACGCAUUGGCGCCUACAGCUACCAGGAAUGUUCUAGCAAAACCGAAGAUGGCGUAAGAGAAGUCUUUGAAGUGGCAUUCAGGGCAGCAUCGGCAGGCAGCAGUUCCAGGAGGAGGUUCUUGUGCGUGCUUUUAUAGAUUAGUGAAAACCCUAACCCAUGUGUGAAAGAGUGAACAGCUCCCAUACUGAACGUUGACAGUCGG